UUGACACACAUUACCCUCAGCGCUGCGCGGCGAGACCCGUAUGUCAGCCCCCUCGCGCCUCCCGCGCUUCCACAACCAUUUCCCGCCAAUGAUCAGGAGGUGUCCGCAACGGCGCUUCCUCACCUCACACCCCCGUCAGCCACACGCAGCGCGACACACACACACACACACACACACACACACCGGGAGGAGCCGUCUACCCUCCGUCACCCAUACCCGCCCCUGAGGACGGUGCGUCGUUGGCGGCGUCAAUAUUAUUUAUUAUUCCCGUUAGUCUCGGUAUUUAGCGCCGCAGCUGCUCACGGUGAUCGUUAAAACGGACGCGUCUCGUUGUUUUGAGGCGCGUGUUUUUGUCUUGUAACGGGGAUUAUUGACGCGGCAUCAGCGCGCGGUGAUGCUCUCCGUUAAAGGAUCGUGAAGCGUCGCGAGUCUAAAGGACCAGUGCCGUGGAUGGUUGGGUGUUAGUGUGUGUUUGUUUUGCUCUGAUGGCGAACAUGAGCAGUAGUGUGUGCAUGGAAACCCCACACGCUCAUGGCCACGCCCACGGCCACACCCACAACUACAACCCCACCCCUGGGCGGGACUUUCCUCUACAGAUCGACUCGUGCGUGAACCCCGUGUUGGACUACAGCACACAGAUGGAGCGCUACCGCUCUUUUGCCACCUUCUAUAAGAACAGCACGGCCACCGCGGCCCCAUUUCCCCAGACCGCCAAAAUUACGCGAAUUGCCACGCCCCUUUUCCCCUCGGCACGCCUAUCGGCGAUGCCGCCCUGGCCCUGCGACAACGCCAUGCUAUGGGGACGAAAGCCUUCUGCGGUUAACGUUAACGGACCUCACACACAUCGGACUGGCAUGUCGAGGGCGGAGCCUGUGAACAUGCAUAUGUCUGGCAAACACAUUCCACAAGACUCCGCCCUCUCGAUGGGCGCUGACAACUUCCUGUCACCACUAGCGGCGGAGCAAUGCCGCGGUCUUCCCGUAACGGGGGCCGAUUGCAUGAACCGACUGAAGUGUCCGCCGUCUGUGCCGCCCGGAGAGGCGGACCGAGGUGGUACGUUCGGAGGGAUGCCCCCAUUAGGGGGUCUGUCGCUGCCACCAGGGGUCAUUGUCAUGACAACGCUUCACUCCGGUGCAGGGUCGUCAGGGGUCACGAUGUCAGACAGCGCAUUUCAAAUCGCCAACGCGGCGGCGGACUGCCAGCACAGCGGCUCAUCCUGCUCUGGUUCGCCCGCCGGCCUUAACGGAAACACCAACGGCAGCUGCAGCAGCGCUAGCAGCAACGGUAGCGGAGCGGCUAAGCGCAAGCGUAAGCGCUGCGGCGUGUGCGCCCCCUGCAGGAGGCUCAUUAACUGCGGCGUGUGCAGCUCCUGUCGAAACAGAAAGACGGGUCAUCAGAUCUGCAAGUUCAGAAAGUGCGAAGAACUCAAGAAGAAACCCGGCAGCACGAUGGAGAGAGCGCCGUCAGUAGGAGCCGCUGACACCUUCCGCUGGUUCUUCUGAAGAACCCGCCACGAUCCACAUCAUACAACCAAACUCAAACACUAGAAGAACUGCAGGUCAUACCCAAGAUCUACCCUUCCCCUCAGGACUCACUGUGGCCCGUUUAGCACUGGGGGGUCAGGUGCACAUGCCCCGUCAGAGAGACAUCGAGGGCAAGUCUCUGGGUCUCAGACUGACCUCACCUCAAGCAAACACCAACACACGUAGAGAACCAGGGACUUGAGUUCAGUCAUAUCAGGACCCCAUCCGAGUCUAAAGGAACUGUUCGAAUAUAUGGUCGUCAUUUACUCCCCCUCAUGCCGUUCCAAUCACUUGCUUGCUUCUGCGGAAGACAAAGGAAGGUUAUUUGAAGAGCGUGCAUUGAAGCGAACUCUAAAAUGACAAAACAAACAGCAUAAAUGCAUCGUAAAAGGAGUCCAUGAGAAUAAUGCAAUACAUUACAGAUUCUCUGAAGUCCGUUUUGUGUUGAGGAAAGACAUGUUUAGUCAUAAACAUCCAUUUGACUUGAAAGGGACAACCAGGAUAUUCUUUCAAAAUUCACAUUGUUCCACAGAAGAAAGGAAGUCCAUACGAUUAAUGCACUAUAUUAUAAGUUCUCUGAAGUCAGUUUUGUGUUGGGAAAAGUCACAAGAACCAUCAGGCUUCCCAGUUUAUCCGAUCAACCAGGAUAUUAUUUUAAAAAUCCACCUUGUUCCACAAAAGUAAGUCAUAGGUUUAGGUUUAUAAAAGCAGUCCAUACGAUUAAUGCACUAUAUUAUGGGUUCUCUGAAUUAGGUUUUGUGAAAAGACCGACACAUUGUCACUUUCAAAAUAUUUAGUCACAUUUGACAUCUUUUAUUAGAUUUGGAAGGAACAACCAGGAUAUUCGGUCGUUCCACCGAAGAAAGCAAGUCAUACUGGUGUGAGGCGAGUAAAUGGCGACAGAAGGUUCGUCUCCGAGCGAACAGUUCCUUAAAGCCACCUUUCUGUUGCAUGGGUAGAAAAGUGUUUUGUUUCUAACUGAAGACUUUAAGAAGAUCUCUUUGUUUAUUGCUGUUGUGACGCCUCACUGUCUUGAUGAGUAAGAGACUCUUAGGAUGGCUUGUUGAAUAAAUGUGAUCCUUUUGAACUGUGA
Molecule: messenger RNA, 2616 nt
Organism: Carassius auratus (goldfish)
Lineage: Eukaryota; Metazoa; Chordata; Actinopteri; Cypriniformes; Cyprinidae
Product: CXXC-type zinc finger protein 4-like
Exons: 3
Coding region: 486-1502 (338 amino acids)
Cellular component (GO): nucleus
Molecular function (GO): methyl-CpG binding; zinc ion binding
Source: RefSeq, a predicted model, not a curated record